Eublepharis macularius is the source of this 2441-nucleotide messenger RNA. RefSeq names its product retinoic acid receptor beta (gene RARB). Gene Ontology annotation, cellular component: transcription regulator complex; nucleus. Gene Ontology annotation, biological process: cellular response to corticotropin-releasing hormone stimulus; regulation of transcription by RNA polymerase II; retinoic acid receptor signaling pathway. Lineage: Eukaryota; Metazoa; Chordata; Lepidosauria; Squamata; Eublepharidae. The record is from RefSeq and is a predicted model, not a curated record. Bases 16 to 1362 code for a protein of 448 amino acids. Gene Ontology annotation, molecular function: zinc ion binding; nuclear receptor activity; nuclear glucocorticoid receptor binding. The transcript is spliced from 8 exons.
GUAGAGGGGGGAAUCAUGUUUGACUGUAUGGAUGUGCUAGCAGUAAGCCCUGGUCAAAUGCUGGAUUUCUACACUGCAAGUCCGUCUUCCUGCAUGCUCCAGGAGAAGGCUCUGAAAGCAUGCUUCAGUGGAUUGGCACAAACAGAGUGGCAGCACCGGCGCAGUGCUCAAUCAAUUGAAACUCAGAGCACCAGUUCUGAGGAACUUGUUCCCAGCCCGCCUUCCCCACUUCCUCCCCCUCGUGUUUACAAGCCCUGUUUUGUUUGUCAGGACAAAUCCUCUGGAUAUCACUAUGGUGUCAGUGCGUGUGAGGGAUGUAAGGGUUUUUUCCGCAGAAGCAUUCAGAAGAACAUGGUUUACACAUGUCACCGAGAUAAGAACUGUGUUAUUAAUAAAGUCACUAGGAACCGCUGCCAGUACUGCAGACUACAGAAGUGCUUUGAAGUGGGAAUGUCCAAAGAAUCUGUCAGAAAUGACAGGAACAAGAAGAAGAAGGAACCUUUGAAGCAGGAGCUUAUGGAGAACUAUGAAAUGACAGCUGAGUUGGAUGAUCUCACAGAGAAAAUCCGGAAAGCCCACCAGGAAACUUUCCCUUCACUCUGCCAGCUGGGUAAAUACACUACGAAUUCUAGUGCAGAUCAUAGAGUUCGACUGGACCUUGGGCUUUGGGACAAAUUCAGUGAACUUGCUACAAAGUGCAUUAUUAAAAUAGUGGAAUUUGCAAAACGGUUACCUGGUUUUACAAGUUUGACCAUUGCAGAUCAGAUCACACUACUUAAAGCCGCCUGCUUGGACAUCUUGAUCCUUAGAAUUUGCACAAGAUAUACCCCAGAACAAGACACUAUGACAUUUUCAGACGGCCUUACACUAAAUCGAACGCAGAUGCACAACGCUGGAUUUGGUCCUCUGACUGACCUUGUGUUCACGUUUGCCAAUCAGCUCCUGCCUUUAGAAAUGGACGACACAGAAACAGGCCUGCUUAGUGCCAUCUGCUUAAUCUGUGGAGAUCGUCAGGACCUUGAAGAACCAGCAAAAGUGGAUGAGCUACAGGAGCCGUUACUGGAGGCUCUCAAAAUAUACAUACGAAAGAGAAGACCCAACAAGCCUCAUAUGUUUCCAAAGAUCUUAAUGAAAAUCACAGAUCUACGUAGUAUCAGUGCAAAAGGUGCUGAACGUGUUAUUACACUGAAAAUGGAAAUCCCUGGAUCAAUGCCACCUCUUAUCCAAGAAAUGUUGGAGAACUCAGAGGGACAUGAACCACUGACACCAAGCUCAACUGGGACCACAGCAGAGCACAGCCCUAGCAUCUCCCCAAGCUCAGUGGAUAACAGCAGUGUCAGUCAAUCCCCACUAGUGCAAUAAGACAUUUUCCAGAUACAUUCCUAACACUUUAUGUACAGGGAUGACAUUCAACAAAAACAUUUUUACUGCUGCUUAGUUUCUGGACCUAACAAUAAACACACACUAAAAUCCAGCAAGGACCAAGAAAUGUUCAUAUGAAUCCAUAUAAUAUAUGUAUGUACACACGUGCAUACACAGACACCUUGUAGCUUAACUAGAAAAGACAACUUUUUGAAAUAUUAUUUCAUGUCAAGGAACUAGUUAAGCUUCAGUCAUUUCUUCUGAACAUCCAAUAUUGCAAGGGAUAAGAAAGCUCUCAAACUAGUGGUUAAAAUUAUGGUUACACUAUUUCGGACAACUUUGUACAUACAGCUAUAUGGGCCUGUACUUUCUGUACUGGAUGUUCAGUGCUUUUCUUUUUUCCCUUGUGUACACAAGCUGUUCAAGACAUCACGUCUAGAAGAUGGACUGACUUACAUGUCCCAGUGCAUAAGCUCUAAAAGCAGCAUUCUAAUUUUGCUAGGAUGUAAACUCAUCCUUGCUGUUUUUAUGCCCUCAGUUUGUAUUUCUUUCCCAGUAAAAAGAUACAAAGAAAUUCACUGCACUAGCAGAAGGAACUUCUGUAUAAGUGUAACUGCCAGAUCAGUUAUUUGGAUGUAAUUUGUUCAGCUGUUAAUGUCACUUUAAAUUUACUACUUGGUUGACUGCAUUUAAAAAUAAAUACUAAAUUUUUAUGUCAAUUAUAGCCUUCAAGGCAGAAACACUUUCCAGUGUUACAGGAUUUUUGUUGUUGUUGUUUACUUGUUCACAAACUUCAUGGAAUAAUGACCAGGCAUACUCACUACCUCUGAAUUGGUGACACUAGUGAAAAAUACCCUGGAGGUUCUAAGUGCAGCCCCCAAAUCUUCCUCCCUGGCACCAAGGGCCUGUCACUAGAUACCCAAAUACAGAGGAGAGAAUCUGCCUCUAUUGACUUCGUUAAUCACCAUAAAACAGAGUGAAAAAUGUGGUAGAGUGAUUACUUUUUUUCCCUAAAGUGUCAGUUUCUUAGGUUUCAUUUAAAAGCACUAGUGGAUUUUUUUUAUAUAUAUAUUCUAGCA